Molecule: messenger RNA, 654 nt
Organism: Adineta ricciae
Lineage: Eukaryota; Metazoa; Rotifera; Eurotatoria; Adinetida; Adinetidae
Source: the annotation of a GenBank genome assembly
AUGAAAGUACCUCGGCCACGUUACUUUACUUCAAAUGAAGUUUCAUCCCAUAACACAGCAUCGGACAUUUGGGUUUCAUUUCUUGGUCAUGUCUACGACUUAUCAAAGCUUAUGGAAGAACAUAGUGGCGAUGUACUGCUCAAACCAAUUAUCGACGUUGCCGGCUUGGACAUAUCACAUUGGUUCGACCCUCGAACUCACGAUAUUCGUCAUUAUAUCGAUCCAGUCACUCAUUGUUUACUGCCUUAUACACCUCAUGGUCGUUUUAUUCACGUUGCACCACCGUUUCCAUCUAGUGAUUUCGCCAAUGACUUCGGUAUUCCAUGGUGGAAAGAUCCCAAGUAUAAAAUCGGUGUUCUCUCGAAAAAAAUUCGAACAAUCCGUAUUCUGAACGUCCUUACAUUACAGGAACACAUCAUCGAAGUUUGUUCCGAGGAAAAUAUGCAUGAAAUCCUUCAGCGAUAUUUGAAAUACAAUAGACAUGCGUCAAGUUACACAUGGAAAUACGAUGGUAAAGUUUUAGACAUGGACAAAACAUUAGAGGAAAACGGCGUGCGAGACGAUGAUACCGAUUUCGAUAGACUUAAAAUGCGUGAUGACAGCUAUUUACAAUCGAUUAUGUUGUAUUAUAAUGAUGAUUUGACGGAAGCUUGA